ACAAAAACACUUCGGAUAGUCAAAAACCUAAAGUUAGCGACUAACAGAAGAGACGAAAGUGUACACGGAGACAUUCGUUAGAGUGGUUAUUCGAGUGCGUAACGUUUAGACAAGAUAAUGGGAAUUGGGUGGAUUUGCACGUUAUUGAGCAACUUGGAGAGCACGCACCAACGAAAGGGUAACUAUAUCUUCUACAUGCCAACGGUUUGGGAGAGAACACUGAAGAAGAACUGACUAUUUCGUUCCACAUAGACAGUUACAGAAUAAUGUCGGGUAUGAAUAACGGCACGAUGACAAGUGGGCCCCGGGAGCCUACUAUCCCGGUGAUUAUGUUUAUAUUCGGAGUGGUGGGGAACGUCAUCGCCAUCGUGGUGCUUCGAAAGUCUCGGAAGGAACAGAAGGAAACCACCUUUUACACCCUGGUUUGCGGGCUUGCAGUGACCGACCUUUUGGGCACGCUACUGGCCAGCCCCGUCACCAUCGCCACCUAUGUGCAAGGGAAGUGGCCGGGUGGAGAGUCACUGUGUCAGUACUCCGGCUUCAUCCUUCUCUUCUUCUUUCUAGUCGGCCUCAGCAUUAUCUGUGCCAUGUCCAUAGAGAGAUACCUGGCUAUAAACCAUGCGUAUUUCUACAACCAUUACGUGGACCAAAGACUUGCGGCGUUGACGCUUGCGGGAAUCUACAUUUCUAACGUGCUGUUCUGCGCGCUGCCUGCCAUGGGGCUGGGGAAAGUGAAUAAACAGUUCCCAGGGACCUGGUGCUUCAUCGACUGGCGGACUAAUGACUCCGCGCACGCCGCCUUCUCCUACAUGUACGCCGGGGUGAGCUCCUUUCUUAUCCUGGCCACGGUGAUAUGCAACGUGCUGGUAUGCGGGGCGCUGAUUAUGAUGCACAAGCGGUUCAUCCGCAGAACAUCGCUGGGUACGGACCAGGGAGGACGCAUAGCGGACCUGAGGCGCAGACGGAGCUUCCAACGAUUGGCCGGUGCAGAGAUCCAGAUGGUAAUUCUGCUCAUCGCUACCUCCGUGGUUGUUCUCAUCUGCUCGAUACCUUUGGUGCUGCGGAUUUUUGUAAACCAGCUGUCCAGGGUAGAAUUUGACGCCCGUUCAACUCCCAUAGAGAAGAACCCAGAUCUCCACGCCAUCCGCAUUGCCUCCGUCAACCCCAUCCUUGACCCCUGGAUCUACAUCCUGCUGAGGAAGACCGUCCUACUGAAGCUGGUGGAGAAGAUCAAGUAUCUGUUCUGCCGCCUGGGCAGCCAUGGGCGGGGCUCAGGGGUCAGCGGUCAAUUCUGCUGUGGAGGUGAAAGUCAUCAGAAUUCGUCCAUCGUGUCCCUGGACUCCCCGUCACUAGUGUCCCGCGAGUUGAAGGAUGUCAUCAGCACCUCGCAGACAUUUCUUUACCUUCCAGAGGGGACUAAAGGGGGGCUGGGGGGGUUUAGAGGGACAGGGGGAGAGGGAAGACCUAUCCUCCCUGCUGUGGAGCGCUCCCUGCUCCAGGACCAACAGACACAAGCGGGUAAGGGGAUGCAAAAGGAUCCCAAAAAGGGCCCCAGGAUAUCAAUGAGGUCAGAGGGGACAGUUGACCCUUCACGCCUGAACAGGGUGCAAUUGGACCGAAAGGACAAGACUCUACAUGUGACAUUUACAGACGAGACACUGAACUUACAGGAGAAAUGCAUCUGACGAACACAAACACAAACUCAGCCAGAGUGGCUGAUAACACAGAAAAGUCACAGAGGGCAGGGGAAUUUAGGACUUCUAAUAGCCUAAAAGGUUGGGACUUCUGAAUGGUUGAACUGAAAUACACGUUGAUAAACUGAACUCACAGGUGAAGGAAUUCUGGGAGCUGUGCAAACACACGGUUGGUUUUAUUGACAGCUGACACGAUAAGAGGAGAAAUAGUAAUCGUUCUAUAGUGAUUGUGUUAUUCUUCGAACUUUGAGUUCAUCGGUGAUGCUCCAAAAUGGAAUGUCAGUCUAGCAGAAACAUGAUGUCCUGUUUAGGGUUUGGACAAAAUGGAAACACGGUGCCAAAGUGGAUUGUAGGAGAUUGGAUCUAUUGACAUGGAUGGAUCUAUUGUAUAUGUCACAGUCUUAUUACAAGAAUACCAAUAUAAUAUACCAGCACACACAUCAGUAAUGAACAUAAAAUGUCAUAUGAACUUUUAUAAAGACUAUAAGGAGAUUUCAUUGCACUUUUCAAGAACUCAAAACCAUUGAAAGGCUGUCAGAAUGCUAUCAGUAUAGAAUGUUGCUUACCACUGACCUCCACUACUACAAACAUUGUGAUAUACUGUAAAUAGUCAUUAGGCUACAAUGUGAACUUUGUCCCAUAACAUUAACACAUUUUUUAAUGAAAAAAUAAAUGUUUCUUCUCUGUGA
This is a messenger RNA of Salmo salar (Atlantic salmon), 2383 nucleotides long. RefSeq names its product Prostaglandin E2 receptor EP4 subtype (gene pe2r4). NCBI's taxonomy places the organism in Eukaryota, Metazoa, Chordata, Actinopteri, Salmoniformes, Salmonidae. Gene Ontology annotation, cellular component: plasma membrane. The record is from RefSeq and is marked provisional. Gene Ontology annotation, biological process: inflammatory response; adenylate cyclase-activating G protein-coupled receptor signaling pathway; negative regulation of inflammatory response. Gene Ontology annotation, molecular function: prostaglandin E receptor activity.